UCUACGUCCCUUCCCAAAAAGGAAGGCACUCAAAGUCAGGCUCCAAGGUCAGGUCGCCCGCCAUUUACUUUCUGCUCUCGACUGUCUUGCUUCUUCCCUUUAUCCAGUCUCUCGUUUACUGCAUCUCUUAAUUCUCGUUAUACUACAAGGCUAGUUACCAUUCGUUAAAGUUAUCUUCAUCCAUCAGUCGUUACCCUCAUACCAUACGCUCUCAUGUCUACAGAACCAUUCCCGCAACUGCAUAUGCAAACAGGCGAGUAUCAUCGACCUUAUCGGCUCCAGGAGCCCUUUCCAAGAUUCUGUGUCCUCCGGCCCAACGAGGAACGUGUUCCGCUCAUCGCUCUUGACGAACUGCCCCGGUGGGUGCAACUCGUGCGCCCCUGGGAAAAGAACGAAUAUGAGUCUUUUUACCCGUCCAUGAUCCCCGUCACCUGGAUUAAACUGCCCAGAACUGGAGAGUACGAUGUGAUUUGCUCCUAUUGCUCGGCCAGCAUCGAUAGCGUCAUCCAGCGUACCAUCUCCCAGCAUAGUGACAAACCGGCCUCUCCUUUGCCAGCAUACGCCGAGACCCAGACCUUUCCAGGGGGGUUCCCAACCGCUGUUCUUCGUCGCUCUGUGCCCACGUCCCAUAAUCUGUCAUAUUCUACCUCCUUGACGCAGCCCCCCUUUCACGCACAACUGCACAGCCCGUUCAUCGGCAUGUGCCUCGUCGAUCUUCACCUCCCUGACAUCUCAUUCGAUUUCGACACGGUGAUUGGACAACCACAGGUACCGCAGAUAACGUCCCCAGAGGGCAAGGAAGAAACCAACGUGAAGCCUGUCCUGACUCUCAACCCGGAGGCAAAUGCCUUCAGCCCCUCGAGCCCUUCGGAGAGGUUCGGACCACACAGCUUCCCAUUAACUCCAACGAGCGAAGCCGGUCAGGAACUUCUCAUUGAAGAUACCAUAGAGGCCGUGACAGUUGAAGCUCUCUUCCCUCUGUUGACGGAGAGCAGCACGGCUUCGGACCCGGGCCAGCCACUCCCUGACAGCACUGAUACAUCUGUAGAAGUGCUGGCGGCAGACGUUGAGAACAGCCAGUUGGAACCCAAGUCGAUUCCUAAGGAUACCGAGAUGCAGAUUGCAGACGUUACCACUGCUAAACCUCGGCGGUCCAGACGACGCAGACGGGUCAGGAAGCCUGGGCAUGUCAGAAAGGCCAUUCGGGCCAAUCGUCUCCGUGAGGGUGCAGAACGGCAACCGGUGGAUUCAUACUACUCUAGACGGCAGUGGAGGGUGAAGAUGAACCGUGUCAACACAGACAGUGCAAACAGGAGAGUCCUGGUGAGGCGUUGAGGUAUUCGAGAUGUUAUUCUUAUCCACAGUCACCAUGUCUUUUGGCUUCUGAAUUUCCACAGGAUUUGUUUGUUUAACGACGAGUAUGCUGUAUACUUAACUAGAAUAGAGGCCAGGUCAGGC
Molecule: messenger RNA, 1458 nt
Organism: Penicilliopsis zonata CBS 506.65
Lineage: Eukaryota; Fungi; Ascomycota; Eurotiomycetes; Eurotiales; Aspergillaceae
Exons: 1
Coding region: 214-1335 (373 amino acids)
Source: RefSeq, a predicted model, not a curated record